GUUGAGUUUUAUGCACCUUGGUGCGGUCACUGCAAAAAUUUGGCUCCGAUAUACGAAAAGGUCGCCAAAGAUUAUGCUCAGGAAUCUGAAUGUGUGGUGGCCAACAUCGACGCUUCCGAUCACCGUACCAUCGGUGAUAGAUAUGAUGUUAAAGGUUAUCCCACCAUCAAGUUUUUCCCUAAAGGCGAAAAUAAGACCCCUAUCGAUUAUACGGGUGGAAGGACAGAACAAGAUUUCGUUGAUUUCUUGAAUGAAAAUUGUGGGACACAACGUCUUGUCGGUGGCAGAUUAUCCGGAGAUGCUGGUAAAAUACCAAAAUUGGAUGCGUUUGUAGUUGAAUUUACUGAUGCAACGACGCGAGCUGAUAAAGAAAAUGUGAUCAAAGAAGCAAAAGUUGUAGCCGAUGAGUUAGACACACGGUUUGCUAAGUAUUAUCCGAAGGUCAUGGAAAAAACGCUGGAAAAAGAAGAUUAUGUGGAUAAAGAGAUAGCACGAAUUAAUAAGAUUAUUGAAUCUGGUACUAUAUCUGAUAACAAAAUAGAUGAUUUCACGAUUCGCAAAAAUAUUUUGUCGAGCUUCCAUAAAGACUCCGUUCCACAUGAAGGUCAUGAAGAGCUAUAA
Molecule: messenger RNA, 621 nt
Organism: Acaulospora morrowiae
Lineage: Eukaryota; Fungi; Glomeromycota; Glomeromycetes; Diversisporales; Acaulosporaceae
Source: the annotation of a GenBank genome assembly